AUGCCUGAGUCACCUGUCGAGACCAGUGAUAUCUCGGUGGUGAGCCAGGAAGCCAUCGGUGAAAAGACCCCUGCUACUGUGCUUGCUACCAAAGAUGAGAAUUCACUCGGUGACAAGGAUGUCGACGGCAAUCCAGAUGCGAUUAUCAUUACCGGUGCUGACGCGGCUCUUCAUAUGUUGUCUCUCCGAGAUGACUUUGACAACGUCUUAACCUUUCGCAGUAUCUUACUUGCCUCCGGUCUUGCGUGUUUCCAAGCUGUGAUGAACCAGAUUUAUCAGUUCAAACCGACCCUCGUAACGAUUCAGGGAACCUUCAUCGUCCUCAUCUCCUACUUCGUCGGCAAUGCAUGGGCUAAAUUCCUUCCCCGUGGCGACAGAUUGGAAGCUCGCUGGAGGGCGAAAGGCGGCCAAGGAAAGCUACCUUUGUGGAUCACCGUGGCUAAAUUCGUGAAUACCGGGGAAUGGACUCUGAAAGAGCACGCAAUCUGUUCUAUCACUGCUACAUCAGCCUCGAAUGCUUCGCCUACCUCACAGGUCUUUGCGGCACAGGAUCUAUUCUAUGAUCUUCCCAUCAGCGCGGCUACUGUGAUCUUGAGUAUGAUCUCUAUCGGCCUGUUUGGAUACGGAAUCUGCGGGAUCCUGCGUCCUAUCGCUGUUUGGCACCCCGAGGCCGUCUACUGGAGUAAUCUGCCUACCGUCAAGACUCUCCAGGGACUUCAUUGGCAGGAAGUCAAGAACUCGAAACCCCUUAGGUAUUUCUGGUAUGCAUUCACCGGCAUGUCGAUAUACGAGAUUAUUCCUGCCUACAUCUUUCCGUGGCUAAACUCUGUUUCUAUUCCGUGUCUGGCUGCACAGAAGGCCACCGGUGAAACUGGUGCCGUACUCAACAAUAUCUUUGGUGGAGCCACAAACAACCAGGGUCUUGGCUUAUUUUCGUUUUCGUUUGAUUGGCAAUAUCUCACAUCUUUCCAAACCUCGCUUCCUCUCAAGCUCCAAGUUCAUCAGGCCGCUGGAAUCUUUUCCUGCUUUAUUAUCAUGAUAGGCAUAUAUUAUGGCAAUGGCUGGAAUUCGCGAGAUCUUCCCUUUAUGUCAACGAAAAUGCUUCUUAACAACGGUACCUCAUACCCUAUCGAAACCGUUUUCCCCGGUGGUGUUCUCGAUGAGGCCGCCCUGUUUAAGAACGGCCUGCCGAGGCUCACUGGAUCGUUCGCAUUCGCGAUGUUUAUGGCCAACGCAGCCAUGGGUGCCCUGAUCCUUCAUUGCUUCCUAUUUUGGGGCAAGGAUAUCGUGCGGGCUUAUAAAAGCGCGAGAAAGGGUAUAUAUGAUGAUCGGCACCAUUCGCAUAUGGCCAAGCAUUAUAAAGAGGCUCCAUGGUGGUGGUAUAUCAUCGUACUUGUUGGAAGCUUUAUUCUCGGUAUCAUUGUGACCGUGAAAGAGAAUAUCACCUUGUCGCCCUGGGCGUACGUUAUCUCACUGAUAGUGGGAUGCAUUAUCGCCCCCUUUAGUGUCAUCCUUCUUUCUCGCUACGGCAAUGGUAUUGCUACUAAUAAUUUGUCAAAAAUGCUGGCUGGACUUAUCCUUCCUGGACGCCCGGUCGGUAACAUGUACUUCGCUGCGUGGUCGCAUAACGUGAUUGCAAAUGCGGUUAGUCUUUCUCAAGAUCUGAAGAUGGGCGAAUAUCUCAAAAUCCCUCCACGUAUAAUGUUCAUAACACAGAUAUAUGGUACAAUUCUUGGCGGCUUCAUCAACUACGCUAUUAUGAUCUCUAUUGUGUCAAGCAAUCGAGCGCUUCUCGUCGGUGGAAAUGGAAACUCCUCCUGGAGUGGUGCAACUAUACAGUCUUACAACACCAAUGCCGCAUCAUGGGCCCUGGCUCCCUAUAUCUACAAGGUUGGGACCCCAUACGGGGCAGUACCUCUUGGUUUAGCCGUUGGUGCCGGUGCUGUGGUUCUUCACCGUAUCAUUUAUCACUUUGUGCCCAAAAUUGGAAGCUUGGACGUUGCGGAAAUCAAUCUACCGCAGUACAUCCAAUACGCUGGUUUUAUUCCCUACAACCAAAGUCAGACCUGCGUCAUCUUCACCUGGAUCACUGCUGGCUUCUACGUUCAGUAUUAUCUUCGAAACUACAAGCCCCGGGUUUUCAGUGAAUAUUCAUACCUGAUUACGGGAGCCUUUGAUGGCGCGAGUCUGACAGUUCUCUUCGUCCUCUCAUUUGCUGUUUUCGGCGCCGGCGGAGUUUCGCACCCAUUCCCCUCCUGGUGGGGAAACAAUGUGAAUGGAAACUAUGAUUGGUGUCCUGUGACAGAGUAG
Molecule: messenger RNA, 2310 nt
Organism: Penicillium verrucosum
Lineage: Eukaryota; Fungi; Ascomycota; Eurotiomycetes; Eurotiales; Aspergillaceae
Product: OPT family oligopeptide transporter
Exons: 7
Coding region: 1-2310 (769 amino acids)
Biological process (GO): transmembrane transport
Molecular function (GO): oligopeptide transmembrane transporter activity
Source: RefSeq, a predicted model, not a curated record